ACAUUGACGAAUGCAAGUUGAGAACGCAUAAUUGCCAUGUUAACGCACGCUGUACUAACAACGUGGGCUCGUACACCUGUCAUUGCAAAACAGGUUACCAUGGAAAUGGCCUUUCAUGCUCAGAUAUCGAUGAAUGCACAUCUGGUGUGCAUAAUUGCCAUGCUAAUGCACGCUGUACUAACAACGUGGGCUCGUAUACUUGCAAGUGCAAAUCAGGUUACCAAGGAAGUGGAGUCACGUGCUCAGAUAUUGAUGAAUGUAAACUGAAAACGCAUAAAUGCCAUGUAAACGCACGCUGUACUAACAACGUGGGCUCGUACACCUGCCAGUGUAAAACAGGUUACCAUGGAAAUGGCCGUUCAUGCUCAGAUAUUGAUGAAUGCUCAACUGGUACGCAUAAUUGUCAUGCUAAUGCACGCUGUACUAACAACGUGGGCUCGUAUACUUGCAAGUGCAAAUCAGGCUUCCAAGGAAAUGGCAACACGUGCUUAGACAUCGAUGAAUGCACAUCUGGUGCGCAUAAUUGCCAUGCUAAUGCACGCUGUACAAAUACCGGCGGCUCAUUCACAUGUCGGUGUAAAGUAGGAUAUUCUGGUGAUGGACGGACGUCAUUUCCUUAA
Messenger RNA from Exaiptasia diaphana, 620 nucleotides. Its product is annotated as protein kinase C-binding protein NELL1. Gene Ontology annotation, molecular function: calcium ion binding. The transcript is spliced from 5 exons. The record is from RefSeq and is a predicted model, not a curated record. The annotation marks the transcript as partial. Lineage: Eukaryota; Metazoa; Cnidaria; Anthozoa; Actiniaria; Aiptasiidae.